Messenger RNA from Linnemannia hyalina, 1107 nucleotides. Lineage: Eukaryota; Fungi; Mortierellomycota; Mortierellomycetes; Mortierellales; Mortierellaceae. The record is from the annotation of a GenBank genome assembly.
AUGGAAGAAGAAGUUGCUGCCCUUGUUGUUGAUAACGGUUCCGGUAUGAUCAAAGCCGGUUUCGCCGGUGAUGAUGCUCCCCGCGCCGUUUUCCCCUCGAUCGUAGGUCGCCCCCAUCGCCAGGGUAAGAAUGACUCCUUUGUCGGUGAUGAGGCUCAGUCCAAGCGUGGUAUCCUCUCCUUGACCUACCCCAUCGAGAACGGUAUUGUCACCAAUUGGGACGCCAUGGAGAAGAUCUGGCAUCACACCUUAUACAACGAGCUCCGCGUUGCCCCCGAGGAGCACCCCAUCCUCAUGACCGAGUGUCCCCUCAACAUCAAGGAGAAACGCGAAAAGACGACCCAGAUCAUGUUCGAGACCUUCAACUCCCCCGCCUUCUACCUCUCCAUCCAUGGCGUCCUCUCCCUCUACGCUUCCGGCCGUACCACCGGUAUGACCGUCGACUGUGGUUAUGGUGUCGGUCACGCCAUGCCCAUCUACGAGGGUUUCGCUCUCCCCCACGCCAUUCUCCACCUCAAUUCCGCUGGUCGUGACUUGACCGACAACCUCAUGAAAAUCCUCAUAGAGAGUGGUUACCCCUUCACCUCUGCCGAGCUCAAAAUCGUUAAUGACAUCAAGGAGAAGCUCUGCUACGUCGCCCUCGACUUCGAGCAGGAGAUGCAGACCGCUGCCAGGUCCUCUGCCCUCGAGAAGUCAUACGAGCUUCCCGACGGUCAGGUCAUCACCAUCGGUAACGAGCGUUUCUGUGCCCCCGAGGCCCUCUUCCAGCCCUCGUUCUCGGGUUAUGAAGAUCUCGGCAUCCACGAGACUACCUUCAACUCAAUCAUGAUGACAGAUGAAGGUAUCCGUCGCGAUUUGUUCGGAAACAUUGUCAUGUCUGGCGGUACCACCAUGUUCCCCGGUAUUGCCGACCGCAUGCGGGAGGAGAUCGCCAGUAUGGUCCCCAGGUCGAUGAAGGUCAAGGUUAUUGAUCCCCCAGAGCGCAAGUACUCUGUCUGGAUCGGAGGAUCCAUCCUGGCUUCCCUCUCUACCUUCCAGAAUUUGUGGAUCUCCAAGCAGGAGUACGAAGAGUCUGGUGCCUCCAUCGUUCACCGCAAGUGCUUCUAA